GCCCAUCAUAUUUACCUUGUUGAGUGUGCAAUUUGUACAAACAAAUUGACGGGCAGAUGACAGGACACAGGACAGCUAAAUUGCUCGAGAGGAGACUAUAAAAAGCGCAGCCCGAAUCUGUCGUUAAGUCAAUAACAAAAUGCAGCUGUUGCAAUUGGCCAACUUUGUGCUGCAGAAUUUGCUGCAGUCGCGCAUAAGCUUCAUCAUUUUCUUUCACUGCUGGGCAAAUAAUGAGACCUUACAGUUCGCACAACAAAUCCAACAACCUCAUCAGCAGCUCAUCUACUAUCAGUUUGCCCAUUUGAGAGACUGGAACUGGGAGCACCUGGAGCAACGUUAUUUGGAUCACGCCCAGCCCACGCUGGCCAUUUACGUGGACUUGAGGUGCAUGCGAAGCAGAAGUCUCUUGGCAGAGGCCAGUCGAGCUCGACUCUACAAUCAGCACUACCAUUGGGUGCUGCACGACAGCUCGGAGGCUUUCAGCUUUUACGAUUUCUUCAGGCGCUCAAACAUAUCCAUAGAUGCUGACGUGGACUAUGUGAAGCAGCAUAUUCCAAACAGUGGAGAUAAGGAUGCUGUUGUCUACACGGUAUAUGAUGUCUACAGCAAUGGCAAUCACAUUGGCGGGCAGCUUAAUAUGACAGUGAACUAUGAGCUCAGCUGCAAUCGGAGCAGCUGCGAUGGCAUUCGCUAUCUGAGCUCAUUGCAUUUGCGCUCCAAGUACGGCAAUCGGGAGCAGCUGACGGAUGUGGUGCUGCGCGUGGCUACGGUGGUGACACAGCGACCCAUUACCUGGCCGCCGGAGCAGCUGCUGCAGUUCCUCAACCAAAUCAACGACACACACAUAGAUGGUAUAGCGCGCUUUGGCUUUCAGCUGAGUCUGAUACUCAAGGAUCUGCUGCAGUGCGGCAUGAAUUUCACGUUCAAGGAUCGUUGGAGCUACGGCGACUACAAUGGCGGCUCUGUGGGCGCUGUGGUCGAUGAAACAGCCGACAUUGGCUCGGCGCCCUGCCUGGCCACGCCGGGCAGACUCCAUCUCCUGUCGGCCAUCAUUGAGACGGGCUACUUUCGCUCGAUUUGCCUGUUCCGCACGCCUCACAACGCCGGCAUCCGGGGCGACGUCUUUCUGCAGCCCUUCAGCGCCCUGGUUUGGUUCCUCUUUGCCGGCAUCCUGCUGCUGAUCGCUCUAAUGCUCUGGCUCGCCUUCUACAUGGAGUCCAAGCGCAUGCAUCGUAGCUGGCGCUUGGAGUUUGUGCCUUCUCUGCUGAGCACCUGCCUGAUUAGCUUCGGUGCUGCGUGCAGCCAAAGCUCGGCCCUAACGCCGCGCUCCACGGGCGGACGUUUGGCCUACUUUGCACUGUUUCUGAUUAGCUUUAUAAUGUACAACUAUUAUACGUCUGUGGUGGUCUCCUCGCUGCUGAGCUCACCGGUCAAAUCGAAGAUCCAGACGGUGCAACAGCUGGCUGAGAGCUCGCUAACCGUUGGACUUGAGCCGCUGUCAUUUACGAAGAGUUAUCUCAAUUACACUCAACGUCCGGAGAUUCAUUUGCUUCGCAAGCGCAAAAUCGAGCCACAGUCCCACAAUCCCGAGCUCUGGCUGCCCGCGGAGCAGGGCAUUCUACGUGUGCGCGACAGACCCGGCUAUGUGUUUAUCUUCGAGGCCUCCUCGGGCUACGAGUAUGUGGAGCGUUACUAUACCCAGCAGGAGAUUUGCGAUCUCAAUGAGAUUCUGUUUCGACCCGAACUGCGGCUCUACACCCACCUGCAUCGCAACUCCAGCUACAAGGAACUCGUGCGCUUAAGAUUGCUGCGCGUUUUGGAGACUGGCAUCUAUCGCAAACAUCGCACUUGGUGGGCCCGCAUGAGGCUGCACUGCUACUCGCAGAACUUUGUCAUUACCGUGGGCAUGGAGUAUGUGGCACCGCUCUUCUUCAUGCUGCUCUGUGGCUACCUCUUGGUGCUGCUGCUGCUGCUGCUCGAACUAGCCUGGCAGCGUUACGCGCAGCGCUCAGAUUAAGCUUUAAAAGCUCACCUUGCACCU
Drosophila arizonae is the source of this 2041-nucleotide messenger RNA. It is a transcript of the gene Ir75a, whose product is annotated as Ionotropic receptor 75a. The record is from RefSeq and is a predicted model, not a curated record. NCBI's taxonomy places the organism in Eukaryota, Metazoa, Arthropoda, Insecta, Diptera, Drosophilidae. Gene Ontology annotation, molecular function: ligand-gated monoatomic ion channel activity. Gene Ontology annotation, cellular component: membrane.